AUGAUUUCAAAAUCAUUACGUUUUCUUGCAAACCCAAGUGCAAAUAGACAGUCUAUCAGAACAAAGAUUUCCUCAAGCUCAACGUCUGCGUUAGCGUAUAAGUCAUUGCAUCGUAACCAAAAGAGACCACCUUUGCCUACAUUUGACACACCUCACUGGUCGGCAGAUGCAGCUGUGUCUUCUAUAUUGUACGAGACUCCAAUGCAGUCCAAAGCACCUAGAAAACAACAUGUAUUGAACUGUUUGGUUCAAAAUGAACCUGGUGUGUUAAGUUCUAUUUCGGGAACAUUAGCAGCUAGAGGAUUUAAUAUUGAUUCUUUAGUUGUUUGCAGUACUGAAGUUAAGGAUUUAUCAAGAAUGACUAUAGUGUUGGCUGGUCAAGAUGCUGUCAUUGAGCAAGCUAGAAGACAAAUUGAAGAUAUGGUUCCGGUGUAUGCUGUUUUAGACUAUACUAAUGCAGAAAUCAUUAAGAGAGAGUUAUUGUUGGCUAGAGUAUCAAUCUUGGGUCCAGAAUACUUUCAAGAGUUGAUCGCAUCUCACAAGCUUCACACUGGAAGUGGUGCUUCCAUACCAGAUUUGGAAGCUCCUGAAUCCGAGUUCCAUCCAAAUAACUUGGCUCCAUCAGAAGCUUUGAGACAGAAACACAAGCACUUUGAGCAUAUAUCUGCUAUAACCGAAAAAUUCGGUGGUAAGAUUGUGGAUAUUUCAGACAGAAACGUUAUUGUGGAAUUAAGUGCCAAACCAUCCAGAGUAUCAUCCUUCAUUCACUUGAUGCAUCCUUUUGGUAUUUUAGAGAUAGCUAGGUCUGGUAUGAUGGCAUUGCCUAGAACACCUUUGGAUGCCUUCACAGAGGAAGAUGAGCCUGUAGAUGCUACUGAGAUCGUUGAUGCUUCGCAAUUACCUCCAGGUUAG
This is a messenger RNA of Priceomyces carsonii, 912 nucleotides long. It is a transcript of the gene ILV6, whose product is annotated as acetolactate synthase regulatory subunit. Gene Ontology annotation, cellular component: mitochondrial nucleoid; acetolactate synthase complex. The coding region runs from base 1 to 912 and encodes 303 amino acids. The transcript has a single exon. Gene Ontology annotation, molecular function: acetolactate synthase regulator activity. The record is from RefSeq and is a predicted model, not a curated record. Gene Ontology annotation, biological process: branched-chain amino acid biosynthetic process. Lineage: Eukaryota; Fungi; Ascomycota; Pichiomycetes; Serinales; Debaryomycetaceae.